AUGGAAGCUGUGGCUCUGGAGGCCUGGCUGGUGUCUCUGGCUCUUGCUGUGUCUGUGGCUCGGGCUAUGGCUCUGGAUUUGGCUACCACUAUUGAGGUUGCAAUGGAAGACGCUCCUCCUGUACACCUGGACAUCAGGACUCACCAAACAACCUCAACAACCAACACCAUGUGUGGCUACUACAGAAACUACUAUGGCGGCCUCGGCUGUGGAAGCUAUGGCUAUGGAGGCCUGGGCUGUGGCUAUGGCUGUGGCUAUGGUUCUGGCUUCCGCAGGCUGGGCUGUGGCUAUGGCUCCUGCUACGGCUCUGGCUUCCGCAGGCUGGGCUGUGGCUAUGGCUGUGGCUACGGCUAUGGCUCCCGCUCUCUUUGUGGCUGUGGCUAUGGAUGCGGCUAUGGCUCUGGCUUUGGCUACUACUACUGA
Messenger RNA from Budorcas taxicolor (takin), 423 nucleotides. RefSeq names its product keratin-associated protein 6-1-like. NCBI's taxonomy places the organism in Eukaryota, Metazoa, Chordata, Mammalia, Artiodactyla, Bovidae. The record is from RefSeq and is a predicted model, not a curated record. The transcript is spliced from 2 exons. Gene Ontology annotation, biological process: keratinization. Bases 1 to 423 code for a protein of 140 amino acids.